Botrytis cinerea B05.10 is the source of this 6919-nucleotide messenger RNA. RefSeq lists its product as hypothetical. NCBI's taxonomy places the organism in Eukaryota, Fungi, Ascomycota, Leotiomycetes, Helotiales, Sclerotiniaceae. The record is from RefSeq and is a predicted model, not a curated record. The transcript has 3 exons. Bases 1752 to 6347 code for a protein of 1531 amino acids.
GCUGGCUCUCCCCAUCUACCAAUUAUCGGUUUCUUUGGCUGUCUCAUCAAUGUAACCUUGUUUUACCCGACGAAUGAUGAUUUGGCGUUUAACCAGAAAACUCUUCAAUCGGAUCUCGAGCCCAACUUGACUCGGUAUGUGAUUGAGUGGGCGAUUGAUGGACAGACAAGAUCAGAAAAUAGCUAGCUGGCUAGGUAUGUAUGUGUGUGUGUGUGUGUGUGUACUCUGCGUGUAUAUUCUCCACGCAAUUAUGGUCUCCUCAACGCCAAACCAAGCUUCAUCGUGUGCCAAUUAAUCUAUGCAUGAGGCCCGAGAAGCAGAUCAUAGGCUUGCAACUACAUAUCCCUCCUUUCGACACGGCCAUCUUGCCUUGCUCUGGCUUCUUGUUCUCAAUGCAGAUACUCUAUCUAGCCCUUACACUUGCACCAAAUCCGAGAAUGCUGAUCAUCCCAACGACUCAAUUGAGAAUCUAACGAGACUCGACUUUUUACUUUUUUACUUUUUACGCUCGCCUCUACUGCUUUCACACCUUGGGCCUCAAUUUAACGGUCACUAAUCUGGAUUCAUGUCAAGAUCUUCGCCUCGUCGGCUACUCCAGAGGCACAGUCACACAUGCCCAUGUCGAUGGACCGUGGGAGAGACCCAAUCCUUCAGACAAAUGGCGUUGACCAGAUGGGACCUCACAAUAAUAACAGUAACGCCACAACGCAAGCAAGUACCGGGCAUGGACGCAGAAGAGCCUAUGAUACCGCCUCCAGCUUCCUAGGAUGUCCAGAAAGCAUGAUGACUCUCUCAUGUAUCUCUCUCCACCGCAUAUCCAGAAUUCUUGGUUCUUUUGCCCUGCAAUCUAAUUAUUGGUACGUUCUCCAUACAUGUACUCACACAUACGUACAUAUCAUGUACAGACGCCAUUCGUACGCUACGUUAUAUUGCGUCCCGCCCUUUCCCUCCUGUGAGUACGACCAAAAAUAAAUGAAGCCAGUGUCGAGACUCCAUCGAGCUGCAGGAACCAAAAGUCCAAUCGCCGCCAGUGGAUUCUCGCUCUGUCGCUCUGGUUAUCCUGUCGACUCGAAAAAGCAUCGUCUCCAUUAUUUUAGACGGGAAAAACUAUACGGUGACAGUCCCCACACUCUAGGCCCUAUUACCUAUCCUUUUCCCGCUAGGUACGACCUGACCUUAUGGUCAACCACAACCACAACGACUGGUAAUCCUCCAAAAGACUCUUAAGAAAAUCAUCGGCAUUUUUUCUUUCUUCGCUUUUCUUCUUUCUCCUUUCUGUUUUUGCUUUUGGCUCUUGAACAGUCAACCUAUUAAUCUUUCGUUGCAUGUCCGGGAUUUCCUACAGCUUUUGCUUUGUUUCAAUACCCAUAUACCCUGCCCUGAGAUACCCUACCCUGGUGGUGAUCCAUACGUUUUUCAUGAUCCAUUUGCUGCCUUCACGUGCUCCAAUCCAAGUAUACUGGAUACACACUUAAUUUCCUGCCAUUACGACCACACCAUCUCGGCUUUUCAAUAUUCCCAUGCAGUAAAGUCUUCGCUGAGACGCAGAUCCCCGGGUCAAUAAUCUAAGAGAGUGGUAAAAAGUCUUGACAUAAUUUAGACUCUCCCGUUGAGACCCAGCUUGUUUCCCAUAUAACAUAGAUCAAAUGUCAAGAAUAUACCCUUGUCACUAUUUAUAACCACCGGUGGAUCCAUACACAUCUUCCCUUGAAGAAUGUUACUUGAAGCAAGAAGUCAUGGCAUCCAACAAUAUGCAAUUUGGUUUACCAUCCAGGCCAAAUGUUACAGUAUCGCAAAGAAGAGUUCCACGCCCGACCCAACCACAAGAAGUUGGCAAGCCACGGGGCAUGAGAGACGAUAGUGCAUACAUUCGAUCCAGACGAGAGCAAAGAAGGGCAAACUUGGAGCUUAAUCAGCAGACACAACUACCUCGGCCAAGCAUACGACAACCGUCGCCAGUACCAAGAUCGAAAUCCGAGACUGGAUCUAGAGAAACGGCAACGCCUCUAUUAGGACUUGGAGCUCGUUCAAACGGAGAUGUUUCUAACAUACACUUGCUUCCGGCCGUCAACGGAAAAGUAUCUGGAAAUGUUUUGAGGAGAAAGCCUUCAUCGAUAGCUCAACAUGCCGAGUUUAGUCGGCCAACAACGGCCAGGACGGCAAAUAGUUCCCCAGCUAAUUGGGGUCAUGUAUCUGGACCUAAGCCUACUACGCAAGCUUCAAUAAAUCCAGGAGCUCCACGUAUAGAAACCUCACAGCAAGUUCGCAAGGGUUCUUCAUCUUCUAUUAAGGAAGUACCGCCACGGAUCAUACCGGAGCUGGAUAGAUAUCGAACGAAACCCGAACAGCACCGUGAGGAGUUGAAUGCUAAGUUUGGAUCUAACAUUCCCUACAAAUUGAAGACUCCCGAGAUAUCUCCUCCAACCCCUUCAAUGUCUGCAGGUUUUGUAAGUUCAGGAUCCAGCCACAAAAGGUAUAGCGGAUAUAGUGGAAGUGGAUACAGUGCAAGCCCUUCUACAAGGUUUUCCGAGUCACCAGGUCCAAGCGCUUAUAGUAGAGAUACUACUCCUACUUCGAUGUCAUCUGUAUCGCCUAGUAUCUUUGUACCUUUCAAGUCUAGUAUUCCAAGUCGUCGAGGAAGUAGUCCGACCAGGACCAGGCCGCCUGUUACUCGGAGACGCGAAAGUGAUGCAUCAAAUGAGCUCAACAAUGCAAUCAAUGAUUCACGCGGGCUACCAUCGUUGCGAGAGUCUGUGAAUUCUUCUUCGUCUAAUUCUACGGUUAAGGCGGAUGGAAAAGCUCGGGAUAAGGGGCAUAAGAAGAAGAAGUCGUUAUCUUCUCUUCCACCUAGUCCACCACCUCGUAAGUCUUCUAAUCAAUUUCAGAGGUCACCACAAGAAAAGGUGUUACCUACCAAAGCAAUCCCAAAUCCAUCAUACGCUGGAUCGAUUCCAUCGCCAAUAUCAUCCCCUCCAAGGCCAUCAGUUCCAUUGAUAGAGACGAUCGAUAGACCUUCACCCCCAAGAAGACCUAGCAGGGAUGGUACCCCGGAUUUAAGGUCCCAGAUUGGAGACUUUGCAGUACUUCAAAGCAAUUUUACUGGUAUGAGGUUUACACACAAUAAGAGCAAUAGUGUUUCCUCACAAAGAGCAGCAUCGUCCCCUCUUCAGACCUCAGUGACCCAAGCAUCACUAGACUCAUCCCGGAACCCAUCUCCGGCUCCAGUCCACCCACUACAGCGGGAUCCUACUCCAGCACCUACUGGUCUUGGAAUAAUCCCAAGCCUCAGGCCACCUUCUCGCGGUCGCGUCACUCGCACUCCAAGUCCAAGUGUUGAUAGUGGAAAGCAUCGUUUUGGACUUUUUGGUCGAAGGACAAAGACAGCCCCCGAAGUAACAACUAUCUCGACAGAAAAAUCUCAAAAGAAAGGACCAGCUGCAGGUACUGGCCAUGAAGGGUAUACAAGAUAUGCCCUGCGUGGGCGUACUACCACCAGACCUGCUACAGGAAAGCCUCGAGAAAGAAGUCUAAGUGGAGCUCCAAUAUCUAAAGACCAACUGGAUACCACGGAUCCAUUUUUCCGGGAUCGUAUGAGCCCUGUUAUCAUAUCAGGUGGUGGAACCAUAAAGGAGAAUCGCAACUCUAUUGUUGAAGUCGUCAGUGGUACAGAAAGUAACACUAGCCUUCCUAUACUAGAUCAGAACAUUUCUCAGAAUGGUUUGAGUCAAGCGACGCCCAAAGCUAUUUUGCAACCAUCGGCGUUUCCAAAAGAAAAUAGUGAGAGAACUUCUACUAUAGAUACUUCCAAUGUUAGAAGGCCUUCCGACAGCCAGGAUGAAGAUCAGCCAAAGAAUCCAUCCAUUGCAUUCCGAAGGUCGCUUCAACGUCUCAAUAGUGCGACAACAAUUUUAAAUAUUCCUCAACCACUAAAUAUCCCAACGAAAGGUCCUUCAUCUUCAAUAAGUAGCCUGGAUCCUAGCUUAAUGUCUGGAGAAUCACAACUGGAAUUAGAAGAAAUCGAGCGUGGAAGACAAGCCCAACUUAGUAAGCCGGCAAAAUUGGAGAAGCGAGCAAGGUCACCACGAAAGUGGAAUUUCUUUCAUCGACAUGCGCCCAAGCCAGAGACCGAGAUCAAAUCUGAUGCGGUACCUGUCACCAUUGGUAGACAACCUGUUAAGCCCAUACCCCACUACGCUAUGUUUGAAUUUUCUGAUGAGCCAGAAGAUACCGAUAGUGUGGAUUUAGCGGAAAUUUUGAGAGAUUCAGAGGUGGUAGGACUAACUGAUGAGCAAUUGAACGAACUGAGGUUUAGUAAUUAUAAGGAAAAUAUCCGACGUAUCGAGGAGCUUCAAACAGCAAUGGCACCUUCACUCCCAGAGAUGGUUCCAGCAACCGUUGCCUUUUCACCGCCGGAAUUAGUAAUGCCAUCACCACCACAAGUCCCUCAGACUCAUACAGAUUCUCAAGUCCAGAGAGAAGUGACACCCAUUCGACCAAGUCGCCUCCAACAAGUUGGUCGAAUCCCAAAGGUCGUCUCCGCAAGACCUGAAGCUACAUCUCCAAUAUCCUUCUCAAGACCAUUUGCACGAUUGAGUACCAUACAACCUGUCGUGGAUUUAUCUUCAUUUGAUGUAGAUUCGGUUGCUUUAGGUGCAAGCCCACCGAAAUUUUCCAGCCCUGAAACUUACCCGGCACAAUUCAACAGUCCAUCAUAUCAACGAGAAUUUCUAGCUUUCUCGCCAAGAAGGUCUCCCAGGAAUAAUUCCACAGCUACAACCAGUAGUUCAAGCACAAUCAAUGGUGCUGAGAUUACGGCAAUUAUUCCCGAACCUGAUUCGGCGUUAGCAGAAGAUGAAGUCUGGGACGAAUACGACGAUUUGAUCGAAACGGAAAGUACGGCAAGAAAAUCUCGCAUUGUUUCUACAACGUCAUCUUAUGGUGUUCCAUUUCAGUACGAAACUUAUCAAAGUCCCUCUACCCGCAUUAUCAAGCCCAUGCUUCAAGCUUCUCCUUUUCCCAAUCGCGAAUUGCCUGACAUACCACGUCGAAGAUCUGCAAUCACAUCUAUAGCUUCGAGUUGCUAUAGCAUCGAUGUCGACGCGACUACGAAAUUUGGAGGCCAAGAUACCCUGAAAUCGAAUCCAUCGCCAACAGCUCCAACAUUUUCUCCCGAAUCACUCAAACGCAACGAUUCUACCCAUUCAACUAAAUCUCGACGAAUUUCCAUAGUCGAAGCACGAAAAUCGGGUUCUAGUGAUACAUCACGGAUAUCAGGAGCUAGUCUCUUGAGAAUUGAAUCUGAAGAAAGUAGUUCUCCGAUUUCACAAGUCAAUUUGAGAGUGGGAAGUAUGAGUGUUAGUAAAUGGCUUACUUUUGGGAAUGUAUUGUUCAGUCCAGCUAGAGAUGAGGUAGGCAAUUUGAUGGAUGGACCCAGGACGAAAUGUCAUUCCAUUUUAGUUAUUGAUGGACUUGGCAAUGACGACUGGUCUUUCUACGCCGCAGAAACUUAUCCAACCUGUACAUUCUACAAUUUAUCCCCUACCGCUCCUCCGCCAACUGCCAAUACUAAGAAUCCCGCCUAUCUACUUCCUCCUCCUAACCACCGACAAAUUCAAUUUUCUCCUCUUAGUAGCACUUCCAAAUUUCCUUUUCCAUCUUCUACAUUCAGCACCGUAAUUUUCCGCUUCCCUUCCUCUCUCACUACCCAAACUUAUAAUCACAUACUCUCUGAGUCUCGACGCGUACUCAAACCUGGUGGAUACAUCGAAAUUACGCUUCUCGACCUCGAUAUGUUGAAUAUGGGUCCUCGUACUCGUCGCGCUGUGCGAGGUCUAAAAACGAGAUUGAAGAAUAGAGAUGAGGGUGUUGUAUUGGGCAGUCUGGGAGAUAUGAUUCUUAGAGGACUUGGAGCGAGAGGAUUCGGUGAUGUGAAGAGUUGUCGGGUAGGGAUCCCGGUGGUCGGAGUGUUGGAACGGGCUAGGAGUGGAAAGGAGAAGGCAAUGGAAGAUGGAAACCGACGAAAUGGAAAGAAAGAAGACAGAAGUUUGGCCGAAAUGAUGAAGGAGGAGAGUGAAUCUGCAGAUGAAAGCAUCACACGAAUGGUAGCGAAGGUGGGAAGGUGGUGGUAUGGACGAUGUUAUGAAGCUUCCUUGCUUGCUUUUGAAUCGAAAACGAAGAUGGAAAACGAUGAGAAUGAGGGAGGGGACUCGAAAGAGAAAGAAACGAAAAGCAUCUUCACCGAUAUCAAGGUCUUGGAUGAAUGCGAGAAGUGGAACGCGAGUUUCAAAUUGGUGGUUAUACAUGCACAGAAACCGGUGGUAGUUAGGAGGAGAACUAACAGUGUUUGAAUUUCGCUCUAUUAAAGAAGACAUGAUUUAUGAAUGAAAGAAGGAAAAAUUUUUAAAAAUUCAUGAGAUGGUUGGAUGGGUGCGAACCCGAUUUUUUGUAUACAGGUUUCCUUUUUCUUUCUUUUUUCUUGGAUUUGAUUCGACUCGAUUCUAUUCGAUUGGAGGUCACCGGUUGGCUUAAUUAUAAUGCAGUGCGAUCUGGGAUUGCGGGUUUGGUGAUUUGGGAUUUUGAUUGGAUGGAACGGGAUUGAAUAGUAUGAGGUGAGAGGAGGUGGAUGAAAGAGGUGGAUCGAAGAGGUUGAAAAGAUAUGGUUUAUGAAUUAUGAUGAGUUUAUGAAGUUUACUAUUUCUUUUAUAAGUGGCUUGGGUGGUUUGAAUGGUGGGUGGUGUGUUGUAAUGUUAUCUAUUAUAAGGGUGGGGAGAGGUAGUGAUGGAGAGGAGGAGAAAAGAGUUCUAUAGGAAAGAGAUUGAAGGAUUGAUAUAUAUCAAGAGAAGAAAGAAGAGAAGAGAAGAUACUCAAUUAGUGAGUCAAGUGUAGAUAUAUAGGAUGAUAAAUCAAUAAAUCAAUUACA